Molecule: messenger RNA, 4146 nt
Organism: Lutzomyia longipalpis
Lineage: Eukaryota; Metazoa; Arthropoda; Insecta; Diptera; Psychodidae
Gene: mRpL32
Product: 39S ribosomal protein L32, mitochondrial
Exons: 4
Coding region: 360-944 (194 amino acids)
Biological process (GO): translation
Cellular component (GO): mitochondrial large ribosomal subunit
Molecular function (GO): structural constituent of ribosome
Source: RefSeq, a predicted model, not a curated record
UCCAGCUUCUGUAUUCUAUUUUUGAGGCUUUCGUGCUGAUUUUCCGCACCGAUAAUGCGUUUUUAUUGUGAAUUUUCGCCAAUUUUGGAGCACUGAGCUGAAAACAUUUGGCGGCUAUGGGAAAAUACAUUUUUUUUUCAAUUUCUUUGCAAUUUUCCGGCUUUUACUGACCAUUUUAGAGUUUGUGGGGCGAGGGACAUGUAUUUCAAAGGACCCUUUUGGCUUUCUUUCUCUAAAAUACAAGAAAAUCACGAAAAACCUCAAAGAGGUUGUAAAGAAAUUUAGUAAAAUCUUCACUUUGGUAAAAUUGCGCGAAUUCUAAUCUCUCAAAAUCAGCUUAAACUUCAGAGUGAUCAAAAAUGCUGGCCAGGAUCUUUUAUUCCGCUCUCCAGGCGCUAGAAAACACAGUUUUUCCGCAUUUUCCCCGACAUUUUCCAGCCCUCGCGGUGGCUGCUGUUGAGGAACAGCGGCAUGUUGAGAGAUCUGGAAGCUGGGAUGGACUGAAGAAAGCCUGGGAGGAUGCAAUUCUGUGGGCUGUGCCAAAGAGUCGUCGUACCCUUGAGAGGCGUCACAAGAGGAUGUACGGCAGCCCGGAAUAUAGGAUGAAAAUCCUCCAGCCCAAGAAUAACCUCCGGAUUUGCAUAACCUGUGGGCAUCAUCAUGAAGUAGGCGUGCUCUGUCCAAAUUGCUACGAUCGCGUAAAGACAGAAACCCAGAAGAUGCAAGAAGAAAUUCAGCAGGAACUAGGCCUUCAGCCCAUUGACAAGGAUGUUGUUGUCCUCUACCAGGGUGAGAAGCUCCAAGGACUCCCGGAAACAUGGCAGGGGAAACGCAUUGUUGAGCUAAAACGCCCACGCCCAGCGUGGUUCAGCAAAAAUCUCCUGGAGAAAACAACUCAACCUCCGGCAACGACAAAGGAAGUCAAGCCCACGGAUCUGGGUUAAAGAUAAAUCUGCUUCUUAAAACUCAUCAAUAUGAGGCACUAGGUUAGUGAAGAAAGUCUUAUCGAACUCUUGGAAAUCUUUAAAAAAUCAUUAUCUACCGUCACCAGUAAUUUAAUGAGUUUUUCUCAGAAGGAGAAGCCAACAAAGCCCUUUGUGGGGAACAAAAAUUGCAAGAAAUUGCUUUUCAACUUACUCUGGGAUUUCUUCUCGUCCAGCAAAAUCUUUAAGUCACACUGCUGCUUCACCAUUGUGGCCUUUAGCUUCUUGUACCUCUCCAGGCCCUUUGUUAGCUUCUCCGUCACGUCCGUUUCACUGUCGGGAGUCUCCUCGGCCAGGAAACCAAAUCCCAUGAGCGCCUCACCGUCCACUGCGGUGCUGCCCGUCAUAAUUUCCUGACAAUUCUUCUCCAGCUGCUGCUUGGCGUCCGUCACUUCGUUCAGCAUUUGCAGGGAGAUCUCCUCGAGGCUGAGAUUUUCACUAUCCGGGAGUUUUUCCCGCAGCUUUGGAUUUGGGGCGUUCUGUGUGAAUGUCUUAGAGCGUAGGAGGUUCUGACUGGCCACCGGGGAUGGGGGACUCGCCUUGGCUGUACGACUGUCCUUCGUGAGACGCGACAACCGUGACCAUAGCUGACGAUUCUCCGUGGCCACCAUGGCAAUGUGAUUCGUCAGCUGGGCUUUCUGCCUCAGGAGAUCCGCAACCUUUGCCUGCAAAUUCCCCACUUCGUCGUCGCCACGCUCUGCAGCGUCCUGAGGUGGCCUAUCGCCAAGUUUCAGGCGCAGCUGGUGGUUCUCUUCCUCAACAGUCGUCAAUCUACCCUCCAGGUUUUGACAUCGCUCACGGAGGGUCUUCAGUGCGAUGUUCAGUGCAUAGUUGGCCUCAUCACUCUCCGCCAUGGUGCUCAAGAGAUGUUUUCUCACUUAUAUAACACAACUAGUUCAUUGCUCCACUUUACCCGCAAAUGAGCAGGAAGCUAAAAAAGUGCACUGACUCAAGAAAAGGGGGUUUCUGGUGUAAUCUUCCCAAGGACAAUGACGACUUCUACUGUGACAACCAAACAAUCCCAGCUGGCAGAUUUCACAACACCACUGUCCCAUUAAACCAUUUCCAAUGGAAUUCCUAUGACAUUCCACAGGAGCAUGCAGAAGUUGAUUUUUAUUGAAAAAGCGCGAAAACUCGAAGAAAAAUGGGGAAAACUCAUUAAAAAUCUUUUAAAAUUUACACAGAAAGUAGCAAAAGAAUUCUUGUUAAAUCUUUUGAGGUUUGAGAAUCUUUUUAAUGGAAGAUUUUCUGAUGAAGAACUAUUGGUUCUCAGGCGGAAAAUCCAUGGAAAGUCCACAGGAAGAAUCACACAGCUUUCCUCUGCAAAAGGACUUUAUGCACAAUGUACAGAAAUAUUUAAAAUAAAUAAAAAAAAACAAUUUCAACUCAAAUAUUUCUUUAUUAAUUUCUUCUCAAAAAAAAAAAGAACAAUUUGUCUAACAUUGUGACUUUCUCAAAAGUAAAACAAUUGAUUUUUUUUACUUGGCACCAAAUGUUUGCCUGUGAAUAAAUUAGAAGAAGAAAAGAAAGAAAGAAUUACAAAACACAAUCACCAAACCUCAUAGAAUUGUUGCUUAAGCUCAGAAAAAUUCUUUAAAAAAAAUAUAAAUGAAUGUAAAAAAAAAUUGUACAAAAUGAUUAUAAAAGCUGGUGCUCCUUAAAUGCUAAAUAUAUUUUAGUUUCAUGACACAGACAUAAAGUGCAGGUUUUUUGGUCGAGCAAACAAUCCAACUUAUUUUUUUUUAGAUAACUCAAAAACAUGGAAAACAUCGUCCAGUCGGAAGGCAUGGCAUUUUUUUUGGAAUCGUCUUGUUAAGUUUAAAACACAGGUCUUGUUUUUUUCUAGAGUUUGGCAAUGUACUGGCGAGGCCUAAAAUAAAAAGGAUGUGUAGUAGAAUUUAAAGUAAAUUUAAAACCAUAAACCAAUUCUGUAGAGGGUGGAGGGAAGGUUUGAUGAAGCGAAGGAAUUUUUUACUUACCUAGAAAUGAUAAAAGUGUGUAAAAACAUAAAUUUGUGUUGCAGGAAAAACGAAAAUUCUCUAUUUUUUGCUACACCAACACGGAAGAAAAUCAAAAGGGCAAAAAAUACACAGAAAAGUUUGGGAAAAUUGGAAAGAGCGCUCUGAACUGGUUGUUUUUUUCUUUAAUUUAUUAUUCACUUACCUUUAAAGGAUUUUCAGAUAUAUUUUUUUCGGGGAACUUUCAUUAUAUUUUUUUCAUUUAAAGAUAACAAAAUUAACAAAAAGAUUUACAGGAAUUGUAGGAUUUAUAAAGGAUCUUAAAACAUGGAACUUAGAACACUUGGAUUAGAAAAAAAAAUUUCGGGAUUUGAAGAAUCAUGGGAUUUAUAGAACUUAUGAGAUUUAAAAUGAUUUAUUUUUCGGAAUUAUGAAAAACGAAUUUUAGCCUUGUAUUUUUUUACUUUCUGCUUUUACUCUUUAGUUUUUUAAUUAUGUUUAAAGAAAUUAUUAAUCGAAGCAAUGAAGCAUAUGCUUUUCAGUGUUUAUAAGAAAGUUAAGAUGAAAAGAGAAUGUUAUUAAUUUAUUUUAUGAAAAGCUUUGUGGAUUUUCUUCCAGCUGCUUUUUACAAUAGUUACAAAUGAAGCUUUUUUGAACUUCGAGAAUUAUUUUAUUGAGCUUUUUUUUUAAAAAAAAAAAAAACAUAUAAACGUAUAAAGUGAAUAGACUCCUUUUCUAGAAAUAUGAAACGGAAUCGUAUCGAAUUAUUAACGAAUUUUUGUUAUUAAAUUUUAGAUUUUUUUCUAAAAAAAAACAGUUCAGGGCGCACAAUUUUCCGAUUAUUUUCAGAGGAUUUUACGAAAAAAAAAGCCAACCAAAAAUGAAAACCAAAGGGCAAUAAAACAUCUCUAAAAUACAGAUAAAUUGUGUAAAUAACAGUGGGAAAUAUUUCGAAUCUUUUAUUAACAAAUUAUGAACAAGUUUCUGUACAAUUUAUUAUUAAAAAAAAAAACAAAUUCCUUAUCGGGUUAGUCAAUAAAAAUGAGCACUAUAAGACUAGUUUUAGUAACAAAAAUUAAGAUUUUCUAAUUGGCUAAAAAAAUAAGGCAAGUGAAUAAUUUUUUUCUUCGAAUUUUCCUUCUAAUGAGAAAAGAAAAAGAAAUUUAGUAAAUAAAAUUUAAGAAAAUUUUGUAUAAUGUAAAAAA